This is a messenger RNA of Amoebophrya sp. A25, 218 nucleotides long. The record is from the annotation of a GenBank genome assembly. NCBI's taxonomy places the organism in Eukaryota, Dinophyceae, Syndiniales, Amoebophryaceae.
GCUCAACCCCAGUGCUCGUUUAGAAAAACUGCAGCUUGCUCGCACAAUAGACAUGACUCUUGUUCCUAGUAUGUUUGCUCAGCGGGAAAUCUCCAGUAGGGUACACUGGGCUGGUUUUAAGGGGACGAAGCGCCUUCCGCAACCGGGAGGGUGCGCGCUGCGUUUGGCUCAGUCGCUAAACGUGGGGCGGCUGGCUCUCUCGGGGGCGGUAUGCGGGG